Messenger RNA from Rotaria socialis, 1242 nucleotides. The record is from the annotation of a GenBank genome assembly. NCBI's taxonomy places the organism in Eukaryota, Metazoa, Rotifera, Eurotatoria, Philodinida, Philodinidae.
AUGUGUUGUUGUUGUUGUUGUCAUCUGGCUUGCUGUUACAAAGGAUUACCGGCGUAUCUUGCGAUUAUAGCAUUGUUUGAAUUUAUACUUGGUAUUGUACGUAUUGCUGUCUUUUUUUCGCCAUCAUCAUUAUUAGUAACAAAUAACAAGGCUGUUGCUGGUUUUAUUUUGGAUUGGAUUUCAUGUAUUAUACCAACUUUAAUGGGUCUAUUAGUUGCAUUAACAAGUUUAAUCAUUUUAUGCGCAUGUUUAGCUGCAAUGGGCGAUCGGAAUACAGCAGAUACACGCGAAGAGGGUUCAACAGGAAGUGCUCUAAAACAUCUGUGGAAAAAUAAACCGCUACAGCGUCUAAUACAAUUAAGUUGCAAUUGUCCAUGUUACAUUGUUCGACCAAAACUUCGAUUUCUAAUAAGACUUUUAUUUUUAUUUGCCUGUUUUAUUUUUCGGAUUAUUGCUAUUGCUCUAUAUGCAUCAGCUGGUAGCGAUACAAGUGGUGGUUCACUCGCUGGUAUUUGUGCCCUAUCACUAGUAUGUUUGUUUUUUACAUUCCUAAUUGACCUAUAUCAGUACUGUGUCUGGUGGCAUUAUAGACCUCAGUGUGACACUAAGUGCAGUAUGGUAUCGAAGAAGCAUAAACGUUAUAUUCCUUAUCAUUUAAUGGGUGAUAAUCGAACCAUGCGUCUUGGUGAUAAACCUUGUCCUAAUAGUUUUCAAUGCAGAAAUCGUCAUUUAGAACAUAUCCUCAUAUUUCACUCCAAAGCUUUUAAGCCACAAGAACGUUAUUGUGAUGUUCAACAAGAAUCUUCAGGAAAAAAUCUUUAUAUUGGUUUUCAUCGAACAACGCCGGAAGCAGCUGUGACCAUUGCCCAUUCAGAUUUUGCAAUUAGUACCAAAUAUGAAAGUACUAUGCUAGGUCAUGGUGUCUAUUUUGCUCGAUCAAUGGAAGAAACCGAAGGUAAAGCUAAUGCUGAUGGUGCAUAUAUAUGUGCUGAAAUUGAGAUGGGUAGAGUUAAAGAAGUAGGCCCGGAAGAUAGAAACUCUCUGCGAGGCACAACACAUUUGUGGAAAGAAUAUGAUACAGUUUAUUACAAUCAUCCUAAUGACAGUCGUGAUGAGUUUUGUGUCAAAAGUACAGAUCAAAUAUUAAAAUGGGUUAUGGUGAUCAAUGAAGAAUAUGAUAAAAAAGUUCGAAACUAUGGACUAGACACAGAAUUUAGUGAUACGACAUGCGGAUGCAUUUAG